AUGGCAUCUUUGGAAGCACAGCAGGAAAUCUUUGACUGUUCAGAAUUUGGAAAUGGAUCGUGCCCAGAAAAUGAAAGGUCUCUUGGGGUCCGAGUCGCCAUGUAUUCAUUUAUGGUAGGAGCCAUAUUUAUCACAAUCUUUGGGAAUCUGGCCAUGAUCAUUUCCAUUUCCUACUUCAAGCAGCUUCAGACACCAACCAACCUCCUCAUUCUCUCUAUGGCUGUCACUGACUUCCUGCUGGGGUUCACCAUCAUGCCUUAUAGCAUGGUCCGGUCGGUGGAGAACUGCUGGUAUUUUGGGUUUACAUUUUGCAAGAUCCAUUAUAGCUUUGACCUGAUGCUCAGCAUCACGUCCAUCUUCCAUCUAUGCUUAGUGGCUGUCGAUAGAUUUUAUGCCAUCUGUCACCCUUUGCGUUACUGCACCAAAAUGACAAUUCCAGUUGUCAAGCGGCUGCUGCUUCUCUGCUGGUCUGUCCCUGGAGCGUUCGCCUUUGGGGUCGUCUUCUCUGAGGCUUAUGCUGAUGGAAUUGAAGGCUAUGACCUUUUGGUUGUGUGUUCCAGUUCCUGCCCAGUCACAUUCAACAAGCUGUGGGGGACCACCUUGUUUGUGGCAGGUUUUUUUACUCCUAGCACUGUGAUGGUGGGUAUUUAUGGCAAAAUUUUUGCAGUAUCCAAAAAGCAUGCUCAUGCAAUUGGUAGCUUGCCAGAAAAUCAAAAUAAUCAAAUGAGGAAAGACAAAAAGGCAGCCAAAACCUUAGGAAUAGUGAUGGGGGUUUUCUUAUUGUGUUGGUUUCCCUGUUUCUUCACCAUUCUCUUAGAUCCCUUUCUGAAUUUCUCUACGCCUGUAAUUCUGUUUGAUGCCUUAACAUGGUUUGGUUAUUUUAAUUCCACAUGUAAUCCCUUAAUUUAUGGUUUCUUCUACCCCUGGUUUCGCAGAGCACUGAAGUACAUAUUGUUGGGUAAAAUUUUCAGCUCACAUUUCCAUAAUACUAACCUGUUUAUUCAAAAAGACACAGAAUAG
Molecule: messenger RNA, 1020 nt
Organism: Psammomys obesus (fat sand rat)
Lineage: Eukaryota; Metazoa; Chordata; Mammalia; Rodentia; Muridae
Product: trace amine-associated receptor 2
Exons: 2
Coding region: 1-1020 (339 amino acids)
Biological process (GO): G protein-coupled receptor signaling pathway
Cellular component (GO): membrane
Molecular function (GO): trace-amine receptor activity
Source: RefSeq, a predicted model, not a curated record